AUGAGUGAACAGGCUGCUGCAACACCCAAUAAUGCGCCUGCCCCGUCUGACACGACUGGAUCCAACAAUGAAUUGGCAAGUAUCUUCCAGUGUCCGGUCUGCUUAGACUAUGCGUUACCACCAAUUCUUCAGUGUCAGAGAGGCCAUCUUGUUUGUAGAAGCUGCCACUCAAAGCUCACAUCUUGUCCAAUUUGCCGCGGCCCCUUGGGAUACAUUCGCAACUUGGCUAUGGAGAAAGUGGCUAACUUUGUACUUUUCCCGUGUAGAUAUGCUUGUUUGGGAUGUGAAAUCACUCUGGCACACGCAGAAAAAGUAGGUCAUGAAGAUGUAUGUCAGUUUAGGCUUUAUUCCUGCCCGUGCCCCGGUACUCUCUGUAAAUGGCAAGGCACCAUGGAUGCUAUAAUGCCUCAUCUGAAGAAUACGCAUGACUACAUUAUAACAGUAGAGGGAGAGGAUAUAAUUUUCCUUGCUACCAACAUUAAUCUUGUUGGCGCUUUCGAUUGGGUGAUGGUACAGUCCUGUUUUGGCGUUCACUUCAUGUUAGUCUUGCAGAAACAUGAAGAUCAAAAUGGCGACCAGAAGUUCUUCGCAGUCGUACAGCUGGUGGGAACACGCAAGGAAGCUGCAAAUUUUGCUUACCAACUUGAGCUAAAGGCUAAUCGGCGACGACUGACUUGGGAAGCGACUCCUCUACCUAUUCAUGAGGACAUAGCAAAAGCCAUUAAGAAUAGAGACUGCUUAAUCUUUGACGCCAACACUGCGCAGCUUUUUGCAGAAAAUGGCAAUUUAAGCAUCGGUGUAGUUAUUAAUAUGUGUUGA
Messenger RNA from Nomascus leucogenys (northern white-cheeked gibbon), 819 nucleotides. Its product is annotated as E3 ubiquitin-protein ligase SIAH1-like. Gene Ontology annotation, cellular component: cytoplasm. Gene Ontology annotation, biological process: proteasome-mediated ubiquitin-dependent protein catabolic process; multicellular organism development. The record is from RefSeq and is a predicted model, not a curated record. Gene Ontology annotation, molecular function: zinc ion binding; ubiquitin conjugating enzyme binding; ubiquitin protein ligase activity. Lineage: Eukaryota; Metazoa; Chordata; Mammalia; Primates; Hylobatidae.